This is a messenger RNA of Myodes glareolus (Bank vole), 1304 nucleotides long. The record is from RefSeq and is a predicted model, not a curated record. Lineage: Eukaryota; Metazoa; Chordata; Mammalia; Rodentia; Cricetidae.
GUCAGCCACCAGGUCAGACAUGCUGAAUCUUUCCCGGAUAACACCCUGAAAGACUUUUCCAGCUAAUAAGCAUGACUGUGAAAAUACCAUGGUCUUCACCGAGCAUCUGUGGCAACAGGUUAGUAAGAGCAGCUCUCUGAGCCUUCUCCCUGAGGACCGCUGCACAACUAUCCCUUCAAAGACACGCUGGCUUCGCCUGACUUGCUUCCGAGCUGGCUGAGCAGGGAAACCAGCUGGUGAACAGAAUGGCUUUCUUUUGGAUGUGGGCCAACCUACUUCUACUUCUUCACGGUGCAGUGUCGGCAGAUGAGGUGCGGGCCCACCCGUUCACUGACGUGACCCUCGACUGCGAGUUCUCCUUUAUAGAGGGCACGGAAAACCUCGAGUUCUACUGGGAGCGAGAAGACAUAAUAGAGGAGUACGAAGCGGGAGACCGCGACUUUUACCGCUUCUUCACGCACUACGAUUUCUUUCAAGUGUUCACAAAGGUGGUUUACCAGUUCUACGAUAACGCAGAGCAACUCGAAGAUCAGAACGCCUUGUAUGAGGGAAGGGUCUCUGUGGACCAGAACGAGAUUUCCGAGGGGAUUCUGUCCCUUCUGCUGCGAAACGUGGAUUUCAUGGAUGAAGCCGUAUACAAGUGCUCGGCUGUCACUCCCAACGGCAGAGGGGAGACUAAGGUCAAGCUGAUAGUGGAAGAUUCUGAAAUACCCCAGGUGAAGUUUGACAAGAUUGAUGAUGAAGAUGUGGUUACAUGCAUAUCUAAGGGCUGGUACCUCACACCCAACGUGACCUGGUUAGACCGGGGAGAAAGGGACCUUAGCAACCACAGUACGGUGGAGGUCCUGGAGGAGCAGAUGAACGGCUUGUACAGAGUGUACUCUGUCCUCAAAUAUCCAGUCAAGUUAAAUGAGAAAUAUGUCUGCCAUAUUACGGAGACUAAUGAAAACAACAGACCCAUCAGAUCCAUCCGGCGGUACCCAAAGAAAAGGUUCGGUGAAUAUGACUAUUAAGAGAUCUGAAUGCUCUCUGCCCAAGAACCUGCUGUGCCUUUACUCAGCGGAGUUCCUGCUUUCUCCUGUGAUGGAUGUUCUUUUUGUUUGUCCUGGACACUUACUGACCAUAAACUAAAAUCGAGAAACAAGGAGCCAGUCAGUCCAGUGUGUUACAGAUUAACAGAGUCUUGCCUCUGCAUUUGUUUCUCUCUUUUGUUUAAAAGAUUUGUUCCACUUAGUCUCAUUCUCUAAACAUGUUAAAUUCUGAGUAAAUAUCAAGUCUUCAGUGCAAAACAAAAGGAGAUUAAA